This is a messenger RNA of Rotaria sordida, 237 nucleotides long. NCBI's taxonomy places the organism in Eukaryota, Metazoa, Rotifera, Eurotatoria, Philodinida, Philodinidae. The record is from the annotation of a GenBank genome assembly.
AUGCGUUUAUCAUUUAUAUUUCAAGCAGCUAAAAGUGGACGACAAUUACUUGUUAAUUGUGAAUCUCAAGCUACAGGUCAUCGAAUAAUGCGUAUACGUGAACGAACAAAAGAUAAACUUGAAUUUUUACAUAUAGAUCCAUGGAUUAAUCAAGAAGUUUUAUAUAAAGAAACAAGAAAAAUUAAAACAUUAGAAAAACAAAACAACCGUGAAAUACAUAUUAGUCGUUUAACAUAA